Messenger RNA from Penaeus indicus, 2852 nucleotides. Its product is annotated as eukaryotic elongation factor 2 kinase-like. Gene Ontology annotation, molecular function: ATP binding; elongation factor-2 kinase activity; calcium ion binding. The transcript has 15 exons. The record is from RefSeq and is a predicted model, not a curated record. Bases 552 to 2447 code for a protein of 631 amino acids. Lineage: Eukaryota; Metazoa; Arthropoda; Malacostraca; Decapoda; Penaeidae. Gene Ontology annotation, biological process: myosin II filament disassembly; protein phosphorylation; response to differentiation-inducing factor 1.
UGUCACUUUCAUGCUGUAUGUUAUAUCUGUAUACUUGGAGCAUACCUUUUUUGUAAUAAUAAGUAUUUAAUCCUUCACAGAAAAGGGAAAUAUUUAUUUUAAAUACUAGUAUGUUAUUAAGUCUUCAGAAUUUGUUUUUUUGUCACUAGCAAAUAGAUAUUGCAGAUAAAUUAAAAUGUGUAUUGAAUUGCAGAAGGACCUGCAUUUUACUCAUUUUGAAGCUCAUAACAAGCUGUUCUUGCCUAGCAAAUAGCAAUACUAAAAGAGUAACAUAGUUAAAAACAGUCACCUUGUAGCAAACCAGAAGGCAAAAAAAAAAAAAAAAGGAAAAAAAUAAUAACCAGUAAUAAAUCCCUCGACACCAACGCACAGUCCUGACCAACACAUGCCCCAUCCCCCUCCCCCCCCUCUCUCUUAUACCCACCAAACUUAUAGUCACUGGCCCAUUGUGUUGCAGGUCAGGGGAGCUCCACUCUCCCAGUAAGAAGAGCGAUGAACUCCAGCACUUCCCGGAGGAGAGCAGCAACCGCUUCUUCUCGGCGGUGUAUGGAAUGGGCUUGAAGAGGUCGAGGGAGAAAGCCAACAAGAACAAGACGUUCGCUAGGAUGUGCUGGAAGAAUGCAGUCCUCAAGGUGCGUGCCCUAGGAGACCCCUGGGAGAAAUUCCACCUGGACACCUACAAGACGGAGAAAGCGCGCCGCCACCGCUACCACGCCCUGAGCCAGACAUGGCACAUAGAUGAGGUCCUGGUCAAGAUGGAGGAUCAGCCUUUCAACAACGGGGCAAUGAGGCAGUGCUUCCGCAUGAAGAAACUGAGCAACUUCAGCCAUCAAGACGACUGGGUGAGGGCACACAAUUACGUGGCAAAGAACUACAUGGACGAGAGUACCCGCAGGUCCACUUAUUUUGAGGAUGUGAAGCUUCAGAUGGAUGCUAAACUCUGGGGUGAAGAAUUUAACCGGCACAACCCACCUAAAAAGGUGGACAUCUUUCAAAUGUCUGUGCUGGAGAUGUUUGAGAGGGAGGGAAGCCCCCUGUUCCACCUGGAGCACUUCAUUGAGGGGAAAUACGUCAAGUACAACUCCAACUCGGGCUUCGUGCGUUCUGAGGCUCUCAGGAUGACUCCCCAGGCCUUUUCACACUUCUCGUUCGAGAGAUCAGGCCACGAGUUGAUUGUGGUUGAUAUCCAGGGUGUUGGCGACCUGUACACAGAUCCCCAGAUUCAUACAGCAAAGGGUGAUGAUUACGGUGAUGGAAAUCUCGGCACACGUGGCAUGGCCCUGUUCCUGCACUCGCACAGGUGCAACACCAUUUGCAAGAGCCUUGGCCUCACCCCCUUUGACCUGGCUCCCUCAGAAAUGAAAGCCAAUGAGCACAAGCUCAACCUGGAGUCAUGUAAGACCGUCGCUCGCGGGACAGAAGAGAUCGUGGUUACUCCAUCGGAAGAGGAAAAAGGGCACAUCCAGGAGUAUAUCCGCAUGCGAUCCUUGUCGCAGGGUUAUGGAUCAGGGGACGAGAAGCCGAGGAUCAAGCUGAACUCCAUUAGCUCCGUUGACUCAUUGGAAAGCGACGACUUCCACAUCAUGUCAGAGAGUGAGGACUCGGCUGUGGAUUCUGCACGUAGGGAGCGCCGUGGCCCGGAUGUGAGGCUGCGGUUUGACUCUACCUGCGACUCUGGGACAGAUACCUUGAACAAGGAGAAGGAGAUGCUGCAGUUCAAGGAGAUGGUGCAGCGUAAGGCACGUCCGUCUCACGUGCUGGGGGAGAUGGAGCACAGGCGGUUGGUGGAGACACUGGAGGAGAACCACAACAAGACCGGUGGCUCCAUUCUUGGGCAGGUACAUUUGGACCUUGCAAAGUACCACGAACUCAGCAGGUUCGUCGAGGAAUCUGAAACAUAUGACCGCGAGGCAGCUAUCUUCCACGUGGACCAAGCUGCCAAGUGCGGCAUCCUUGAGGCCAUCAAGACCAUGGCAAAUCUGCACUUGGGUCUCCAGCAUGAUAUUCUACCAGACAUUGAGCUUGAUGAAAACAGGCAAGAUGCUGAGGCUGGGUUUGAUUACCUGAUCACAGCAGCUGAAGCCAAAGAUCGUGCUGCCAUGAUUCACGUUGCCAAGGCCUAUGAAACAGGUGUAGGACUCCCAUCCACCAGGGAAAAGGAUUGGGUCAAGGCUGUGUACUGGCUGGAGAAAGUGGUGAAUACAAACUCAGAGGAUGAGGAAGGUGAUUUCAACUCCACCCUGGAUGAUCCUUCAUAUCAACUGGUGGCAAAGGAAGCCAUGAUGUAUUGGUCUGGGGGCCAUGGCCUUGCAAAAGACCCAAAUAAAGCUGGAGAACUUUUCAGUUGGGCUGCAGAGCUUGCUACAGAAGCCAUGAAAGGCAAGUUGGCAUCCAAGUACUACAUGCAGGCAGAGGAGGCUUGGGCAGAGUGUGAUGUGGAAGAGUAAGGAGAAGAGGACUUCCAUACAUGAAGAAGUACUUCAGAAUGUAACUCGCAAAAAUGAGGACAAAUGAGUUACUGCCGUGGAGAAUUCUUCAGGUGCUAAAAUGCCAUGUGAUAGUGGGAUCACAGUAGACUAGUUUUUUUUCAUUACUUUUAGGGUUUAUACUUUGCGAAUACUUUUGGCACCAUGUUUACUCCCUCCAUUUCUUGAGGAAAAUGAGCGGAUUACACAGCUAUGGGGAAGCGAUACUUUAUGUUGAAAGUCACGAGGGAUGUUUCACCCUCGUUUUCCUUUCAGAGGCCCCCAUGGUUUCAUUUCCCUUUUUGUCCUCUCUCUUUUUGAUAUAGAAUCCCUGAAUGCUAGUCAUAUGUUAAGUGUUUUUAUGUCUUUUUUUUUUUCUGUCUUUUU